Gloeophyllum trabeum ATCC 11539 is the source of this 1227-nucleotide messenger RNA. RefSeq lists its product as uncharacterized. The record is from RefSeq and is a predicted model, not a curated record. Lineage: Eukaryota; Fungi; Basidiomycota; Agaricomycetes; Gloeophyllales; Gloeophyllaceae. Bases 1 to 1227 code for a protein of 408 amino acids. The transcript has 5 exons. Gene Ontology annotation, cellular component: dynactin complex; cytoplasm. Gene Ontology annotation, biological process: mitotic spindle organization.
AUGAGCGUCAACAAGUACGCAAACCUUCCUGACAUAGACACCGCACCAGAUGUCUAUGAGACGGAAGACGUGUUUCCUACCACUGCCACGAAAGGUGAAUCCAGCGAUGAAGAGGCACCGUCGAGACCUCCACCACGGACGAAGAACGGAGACGGGAACCUCGAGUUAGAUUCUAGUCAUCUAAUAGGCGCAGAUGAGGCUAGCAAGCGAUUUAAAAAGGCUGAAAGGAGGCGAGCUCACCGGACGGAGUUCACUUAUCCGCCCUCCCCUACGUCCGACACGCCGCCCACCCGCGCGAAACCGCUUUCAUACCGUGACCGUCUGCGAUUGCUUCAAAGCGAGCUGACCACCCUCGAAGCUGAGCUGUCUGAUCCGUCGAAUCCGGCCUUGCAUAAGGAGCGGGAGGAGGAGCACGUCGACCCUGGCGAGCUAAUUCGGGGGCUGGUGGACGUGAAAGGACGGCUAGAGAAGAUCAGUAAGGUAAAGGAGGGGAGAGGGAGGCUCGUGGAGGCUAUCUUGAGGGACGAGAAUGACACCCACGAGGACCGGGACAACGAGAAGGACGCGAAGGGGGAGAAGGAUGGGCAGGAGAAAGGGAAGGGAUUGGAUGUAAGAAACGUUGCAGAGAUGGACAAGAGGGUCGGGGAGCUGGAAAAAAUCAUCGGAUCUUCUACCACUUCUCUGGAUGAGACAUCACCUCUCCCGCCGCCUCUUUUGCCUAUGCUCACUCGUCUCAACGCCCAACUGACAUUACUAACUCAACCCCGCCACAUUGAUUCCAUAUCUCGCCGCCUCAAACUCCUGCUCUCCGAUCUCGAGCGAACCUCGCAUGGUCAAGGCCACGGAACCUCUACAUCCCGUAAGCCCCACCAUCCCCAGCAACAACCUACUGCUCCGGCACAACCCGUUAGUGCCUCGCCGCUGCUCGAACAGCUCACGCCCCUCCUCACGCGUCUCGCACCCAACCUGCCUCACAUCCCUCAUAUUUUGACGCGGCUCCGGACGCUCAGCGCGCUGCACACCAGUGCUGCGGAAUUCCAAAGCACGCUAGAGAGUUUGGAAGAGGAUCAGCGCAAGGUAAGGGAGGCGCUGGAGGAUUUGAGUAAGGCGGUGACGACUGUUGAGAAGAGUUUGGAGGAGAAUAGAGGAACUGUUAAGGGGAAUGUACAGGGGCUGGAAGAUAGGGUCGAAGGCCUUGUGAGCAGGCUCGAAGAGCUCAGCCGGUAA